CUUCGACUCACGCCUGCACUUUGAAAUGCGAUAUGGCGGAAUUGGAUACCGAGGUUCAUCGAACCCCAGCACCAGCUCUCUGGAUCGUCGUCUCAAUCAUCGGCAGCUUAUAACGAAACCCGACAUGAACAUUCAACCUGCAUCAGGCCGGGCCUCACAAUCAUUCGACUAGGCAGCCGAACGAACGACAGGAUCUAUUCACGCACUUCGGCCGUCAUGGGCCACCAAACAACCAUUGCCCCCCAAUACACGGGAACGGGGUUUUGGGAAUUUUCCGUCUGUUCGGAUCCGUACAAAGCGAUGACCGACACGACAGUUUUUGUGCCACAUUAUUAUGCAGUUGGCAUCAAGCAAACUCCUACGAUCACUCAUACAACCCACUUUUUGUAUACAACACCGACUCGUUUUACAGUUGACUUCUUUUUUUGUUUCUGUUUUAUCACAACGGAUA
Neurospora tetrasperma FGSC 2508 is the source of this 451-nucleotide messenger RNA. RefSeq lists its product as uncharacterized. The annotation marks the transcript as partial. The transcript has a single exon. The record is from RefSeq and is a predicted model, not a curated record. Lineage: Eukaryota; Fungi; Ascomycota; Sordariomycetes; Sordariales; Sordariaceae.